AUGAGCCUAUCCUUGCGCCACGCGCCAUUCAUCGUGCUUUCACCGCUGGACCAUUCUCCUGCACACCGGGAUGUGCAGCAAAAUGCACGUGGAGACGCGUGUGGUUUCCAUCGCUUGGGGCGGCGAUGGUGCCAGGCCGUCUUGGCGGGCGCCACGUCGAUUCGAGCCAAGAGCAGGCAGCAAGCGCUAGCUGGGGCGCCGUCUCGGCGCACACAGCUGCUGGUGGAUGCGGACCAGUUCAGCAUAGAGAUGAUACAGGAGGCCAUUCGCCUCCUGGGCGGCCAUGGACAGGUGACGACCUUCAUCUUCGCCGAGCCGGGCCGCAGGAGGAAUGCCCACUGGGCGGCGCUUCUGCGACAGCGCGGCAUUCGCUUUUGUGCGGUGCCGCGUGGCGGCUCCCCCCCACCGGGAGCCCAAUGA
Durusdinium trenchii is the source of this 420-nucleotide messenger RNA. The record is from the annotation of a GenBank genome assembly. Lineage: Eukaryota; Dinophyceae; Suessiales; Symbiodiniaceae.